UCAGACAAGCGAGGAGGAAAUGAACUCCACCACACCAGGAGCUUCCACCAACACCACAUCUCCUUCCACCUCGCCACUGGACAGUGCUCAAAUUCCUUUGUUCAGCAUCAAUGUCUUGUUUGGUCUUCCUACACACUCCUAUAUUAUAUGGCUUAUUGUCAAAGGGACAGGUGGAAUUGCAUCAGAGUAUCUCAACUUCAAUAACUCUUUAUGUGAGAUUUGCAUCUCUUUGGAUUUCUUGAUCUUUAUAUUGGCAAGCUAUAUUUCAAGUCUCUUUCCAUUAGCAAUGUUUUUACAAGGACUCACCAUAACUGGUCGUCCUCUGUUUCAGUGUGUGAUGUGUGUUGAGCGUUACCUGGCAGUGGUUCAUCCUGUAACCUUUCUGAAGUACAAACCUCUCAGAUACAGAGUGAUCUGCUGUAUCGCAGCCUGGAUAAUCACUCUUGGAUCCUGUUUGUUCUGCCUUAUCAUGUUCUUUUUUUCUACCGUUGCUAUGCAUGCGUGCUUCUACUCAGUGCAGUUUCUACUCUAUCUCCCCAUCCAGUUGUUUUGCCUUGUGGCUGUUCUCAGAGCUCUGAAGCAGCCAGGACCAGGAGACAGAGGGAGAGAGAGAGAGGAGAAAACACACAUGAAGACAAGAGCAUUUUAUCUCAUCUUAAUAACUACUGUGACCAUGACUAUCACAUAUGUGCCAACCACUGUCACUGGAAUCUUUACCAUUGUGUUAGACCAGCUUAAUUCGAUAGUUUGGAUUCCUUCAAUGAUUUGUUUUAUACUAGCUGGUUUUGUUCAGCCUGUUCUUUAUCUGCACCGGGCUGGAAAACUCUCUCGCCUCUGUACUCAAUAA
Messenger RNA from Carassius gibelio (silver crucian carp), 847 nucleotides. RefSeq names its product G-protein coupled receptor 35-like. The transcript has a single exon. The record is from RefSeq and is a predicted model, not a curated record. Lineage: Eukaryota; Metazoa; Chordata; Actinopteri; Cypriniformes; Cyprinidae. Gene Ontology annotation, biological process: positive regulation of Rho protein signal transduction; phospholipase C-activating G protein-coupled receptor signaling pathway. Gene Ontology annotation, cellular component: membrane. The coding region runs from base 20 to 847 and encodes 275 amino acids. Gene Ontology annotation, molecular function: G protein-coupled receptor activity.